AAUUUAGAAAGUACCAUUUGGAAAAGGGUGUAGCAAAAUUUAUCGCCAUUGCGCUAUCUACCCUUGAUUUGGCACACAGUACCAAACUGCCCAUUUAGCAAAAGAAAGGACGAACUUAAAGAAAAUUUGAGUAGCUCAGGAUCGAAGCAAAAAUCUCUGCAACUAACAUUUCCUUCAAUGGCGUUCUCUGGCUCUCGCGAUGCAUGCCCCAUGGUUAAGAAUAUUCUAUUGCUGGACUCUGAAGGGAAGCGUGUAGCUGUCAAGUACUACUCAGAUGACUGGCCAACUAAUACCGCAAAGUUAGCUUUUGAAAAAUCUUUGUUUGCAAAGACUAUGAAGUCAAAUGCCCGGACAGAAGCGGAGAUCACAAUGUUCGACAACUAUAUUGUUGUCUAUAAAUUUAUCCAAGACCUCCACUUCUUUGUGAGUGGAGGUGAUGAUGAAAAUGAACUCAUCUUAGCUUCUGUUCUUCAAGGCUUCUUUGAUUCAGUUUCCCUUCUCUUGAGAGGCACUGUUGACAAGAGGGAAGCACUUGAAAAUUUGGAUCUCAUAUUCUUGUGCCUUGAUGAGAUUGUUGAAAAAGGGAUGAUACUCGAAACAGAUGCUAAUGUAAUUGCAGGUAAGGUGGCAAUAAAUAGCAUGGAUCCUGGUGCACCUUUGUCGGAACAGACAAUAAGCCAAGCAUUGGCCACAGCUCGUGAACACUUGACAAGAACCCUCUUCCAAUGAAAAGCUCCCAGCAGAUGCGGAGAGAAAAUGGCAUCCAUUUCAUUCUUUUGGUCAAUUGCUUGUUCUAUCUAUUGGCGUGUAGCAGCAGUUCCUCCCAUAUAUGUUUUUUUUUGUUGUGCGUAACAGUAGUGAGGACCAUUCCGUUUUGGCUUUGGCUUGUUAUGAGUACGAUUACUGUUUAUUUUAAUGAUUACUUACUGUUUCGGCUUUCCUUGA
Ricinus communis (castor bean) is the source of this 945-nucleotide messenger RNA. Its product is annotated as coatomer subunit zeta-1-like. NCBI's taxonomy places the organism in Eukaryota, Viridiplantae, Streptophyta, Magnoliopsida, Malpighiales, Euphorbiaceae. Gene Ontology annotation, biological process: intra-Golgi vesicle-mediated transport; intracellular protein transport; retrograde vesicle-mediated transport, Golgi to endoplasmic reticulum. Gene Ontology annotation, cellular component: COPI vesicle coat. The record is from RefSeq and is a predicted model, not a curated record. The transcript is spliced from 6 exons. Bases 178 to 729 code for a protein of 183 amino acids.